UAUGCUGUGCUCGCCCCCUUCCUAACAGGAAAACGCUGGAGGAGACCCACGGUGCCACACAGACGCGCACUGCAGAGGCGAGAGGGAGCGGGACGCAAACACCAACAGAGGAAUAUGUCAGCUUUCCCACGCACGGAGGGACGCGUAAACCACGAGCGCAGUGCGGUCAAUGCACAUGCUCCGUCUCCGCUUUAGUUCACCAGACGCACAUCGCCCUGUUUACCACUUAUGCGCUGGUGAAAUCUUUCCUGCUGCUGCUUCUGGUCCAUCCCCGUCCCCUCUUCUCCUCCUCCUGCUCCUCCUCCUUCUGCUCUCCGCCGUCCCGUCGUCAGGAUGGACAAGACGCUCUGCAGUCCACAUCCCGGGACUAACAAAACCAACUCUUCCUCGUCGGACCGCGGGAAUUCGUCGACGAGGAAGCCCGGCAGGACCGGCUCGCACAGCCCCGGCUCCGGCUCCCUGAGCGGCCCUGCUUCAGCGGGAGGCAGUCGGGGAGCUGUGCUUGGGAACAGCAUGAAUUUGCAGCAGCAGCAGCAGCAGCAGGCGCGCAAGAGGCAGUUGGAAGGAGUGUUGAGCAAAUACACCAACCUGAUCCAAGGCUGGCAGAACAGGUACUUUGUGAUAGAUCCAGAGUUGGGACAGCUGCACUACUUUGUCAACGAGCACGGGAAGAACCAGAAACCCCGUGGGUCCCUGCCCCUGAUCGGCGCCUCGGUGACGCCGAGUGACGAGGCUCCGCACAUGUUCAUUGUAAACUCUGUCAAUGGAGAGCUGUACAAACUCAGAGCAUCCGACGCCAAAGAGCAGCAGUUUUGGAUGAGUCAGCUCCAAGCGUGUGCCAGGCGUCACUCUGACAGUAGUGCCAAGGUGAGGAAGCUGAAGGGCUCCGAUGAACACUUGAGUGUGGAAAGAGCCGGAGGAGGUCAGGAGGUGCUGGGCUCCUCAUCCUCUGGUCGGACCCGUAGCUUCUCCCUCCUCCCCCACCUAACCCCAUCUUCAUCCCCGGGUUCUCAGAGGCACUUGAGCCACACGGCCUCACCCAGCAACAUCGUCACCAUCACUCACCACAAAUCUCCAGCUGCAGCUCGGCGGGCCAAGAGUCAAUACCCUGGACGGCUGCUGGAGGUCAAAGAGGUGAUGUCCCAAGCAGAGGGCCAACAGAAGAACCUGGUCCAGUCCAUUGACUCUCUACCCACCAGAGGCCCCCUCUCCUGUCUGGAUCAGGACCUGCUGCUGCUCAAAGCCACGUCAGCCGCCACACUCAGCUGCCUGGGAGAGUGCCUGAACAUCCUCCAACAGAGCCACAGCCAGGCACCACCUCAGUCUCAGGCCUCUGAGCGCAGUUACGCUGCCCACAGAGCCCCCUCUGAUGGUGUUCCUGUGUGGACUGUACCAAAGUCGCCCUCAGGGGAGCCAUUGAAGAACGGAGGUCUGACUCCUCUACAAUCAGCCGAGCCCUCCCCGGCCCUCAGGAAAAGGAGUGCGUCCCGUGGUGCUGAGCACCAAGCCGGUCUGGAAGACAUCAGCCCCGCCGAAGAGGUGACGGAUACGGAGGAUAACGAAGAGGAGGACCUGGGUGUCCUGGACGACCAGCGGAGCAUCAUUCUCCACCUGCUGUCCCAGCUCAAACUGGGCAUGGACCUCACACGGGUGGUGUUGCCGACCUUCAUUUUGGAAAAGCGAUCACUACUGGAGAUGUACGCCAACUUCAUGGCCCACCCUGACAUGUUCCUGUCAAUCACAGCCGGGUCCACAGCCGAGGACCGAAUAGUCCGUUUUGUCGAGUACUACCUGACCGCCUUCCACGAGGGCCGGAAAGGCGCCGUGGCCAAGAAGCCCUACAACCCCGUACUGGGGGAGACCUUCCACUGUUCCUGGGAAGUGCCUCGGGAGAAAGUCAAACCUUUGGUCAGGUCAAACCAGGGGACCUCGUGGGAGCCAAGCAGGGGCCCCAACAACACACAGCAAGGUGACGAUUCGUCGGGAGGCUGCUACAGAGUCCGGUUUGUGGCGGAGCAGGUGUCCCAUCAUCCACCAGUUUCUGGGUUUUACUGCGAGUGCCGGGAAAGGAGGAUGUGUGUCAACGCCCACGUAUGGACCAAGAGCAAGUUCAUGGGAAUGUCCAUAGGAGUGUCCAUGGUGGGGGAGGGAGUCCUUUGUCUCCUGGAGCACGACGAGGAGUACGUCUUCACGUUGCCCUGUGCCUACGCCCGCUCCAUCCUCACCGUCCCCUGGGUGGAGCUGGGGGGCAAAGUCUCCAUCAACUGCGUCAAGAGCGGCUACUCUGCCACCGUCACCUUUCACACCAAGCCUUUCUAUGGAGGGAAGGUUCACAGGGUGACGGCAGAAGUCAAACACAACCCGACCAACACCAUCGUGUGCAAAGCGCAGGGCGAGUGGAACGGCACCCUGGAGUUCACCUACAGCAGCGGGGAAACCAAAGUGAUCGACACGGCCAAACUUCCAGUCACCAGGAAGAAGCUGCGGCCCGUGGAAAGACAGGGGAGGACAGAAUCCAGGCGACUGUGGCAACACGUCACCAAGUCGCUGAAGGAGGGGAACAUCGACGAGGCCACGGAGCACAAACACAGGCUGGAGGAGCGACAGAGAGGCGAGGAGAAGCAGAGGGCAGCUGAUAACAAACCGUGGACACCCAAAUACUUCACUAAAGAGGGAGACGGUUGGAUCUACAACAACCCACUGUGGAAGUCCACCUGACAGCAGAAAACUCUUCUCAUGGACCAUAACUGAGUUCCUGGCUCUCCUCCGAGAGAUCAGGAAGUCAAGUGAAAAGAGCCGUGACCUCCAGAGACCUUCAGACCCGAGCUAUGGACUCCCCGAGUCACACACAAACAGGAAACUAGCAAGGUGCCAAAGGGAUCCCCGCUGUUGGAACAAAGACGGUGGCUGGAGCUCUUGGGACAGAAGUCAUUUUUUAUAUACAGUUAAUAGUAUUACUGUUCAAAGUAGAGUAUUUCUAUUUUUCACCUUGCCAAGGCCUUUUUUGCACACGCACAGUAAUGAAGUUUGCCACUGGCUUUUUUUUUUUUUAUGACCAAUAUGUUUUGUCAGACAUUGUCAAUGUUUGGUUCCAAGCUUUUAGUUUGUAAAGCAGCAUAUGAGUUCCCUGUAACACAUAAUACUGUAGCUGUAACAGAGUUGUUUAUAAAAGCACUUUUACCAUAGAAAUAAAUUUAAUAUUUUAUAUCUA
This is a messenger RNA of Scatophagus argus, 3211 nucleotides long. RefSeq names its product oxysterol-binding protein-related protein 10. Gene Ontology annotation, molecular function: cholesterol binding. The coding region runs from base 334 to 2718 and encodes 794 amino acids. Lineage: Eukaryota; Metazoa; Chordata; Actinopteri; Scatophagidae. Gene Ontology annotation, cellular component: membrane; cytosol; intracellular membrane-bounded organelle. The record is from RefSeq and is a predicted model, not a curated record. The transcript is spliced from 13 exons.